Messenger RNA from Sphaerulina musiva SO2202, 3896 nucleotides. Its product is annotated as Pet127-domain-containing protein. The record is from RefSeq and is a predicted model, not a curated record. Gene Ontology annotation, biological process: mitochondrial RNA 5'-end processing. NCBI's taxonomy places the organism in Eukaryota, Fungi, Ascomycota, Dothideomycetes, Mycosphaerellales, Mycosphaerellaceae. The transcript has a single exon. Gene Ontology annotation, cellular component: mitochondrion; mitochondrial envelope. Bases 45 to 3740 code for a protein of 1231 amino acids.
GCUCAUAUACGCCAGGCCAGACCAGGUCGCUGCAGAAGUCUUCAAUGCUGGUCCACAGUCGGCAGACAUGGAGCAAGCAAGCCUACGUGUCUCGCGCGUGUCGCCAGCAAUGGCAGAAUGCGCAUCAGCGACGGUGGAACAGCCAGCAGCAGCAGACAACAUCGUCGCCUUCCGCACCCACCGCCGCCGCCGACUCGUGGUUCGACACCAUGAACGAAAUCAGCGAUGAAUAUUCGGAGCACAAGCAGAAAGGCGGGCGACAUAGACCAGAGGCCCGGAAACGGUCGAGCUCUCGUUCAGACAGAUCACGGGCACGCGAUCUCCAGUUGCCAGCAACCUCCUUGGCGACGUCUGCGGAAGUUGGUGUUGCACCAUCUGCCAGUUACAAGGAGGGAUCGGGACAAGCAGAAUAUGGGGAUCGACGAAAACAGCCAGUGGCUGACGAGCCUAGCAGCGAUGUUCUCGUCUCCGAGCUGCUGAGCGAAUUGAAGGUUGAGGCGGACGCAAGGCGCAUGAAGCAUGAGAAAAGCACUGCGCCGCCCAAAGACACGGGCCUCAGGCCAUUCCCUACUUUUCGAGGGCCACCGCCACGGCCUGUCGAUUUGCUAGAAGUGCCCCCUGGAAAAACUACUGCAGAUGCAGCUGGUGAAGGCACAAGCAAACCGAAAGUUUGGAAGGCAAAGACAUCACCAGUCGAGAGUGGGCUGGGUGGUCAGGUCGAAAAUCGUGUACUUCUUGAUCAGCCAAUAGGUUCGAUGGAUCGCCUCAAGGAGACACAGUCGCGCAAGCCGUGGGGAGGCGCUGCUCGGGAACGAGCCUCCAGUCCUCCGCCAAAGGCAACCUUCGACACCCUCGCCAAAGCCGAUCGAACAACGCCAAAGGAACAUAUCGAGACAUCCGUCAGCAAGAGACCAUUUGGAAUCAUGGACAGCCUGAAGAAGCUGUGGCGAGGGCCCCCCGAAGGUCCUAUGGAGGGUCUCCGAUCGAGUCCUCUCACGGAAAAAGAGCCUGAUGACAGUUAUACAGCAAAACCUACUUCUGUUGCAUCAGCGGCUGGCACGACUGAGGAUAACGUUUCAGACAACGUUGAACUCGUCCAUCCACUGUCUGCGGACGCAGCAAGCCCCUCGAAUUUUCAGUCGUCCGAGCCCGGCAUAGCACCGCCGCCAGAAGCCCAUGAGGCAGCUUUAUCGAGUCUGACGAAACUGUACACAAAGGGGUCUCCGCUCAGUGAAGAGUCCCGUAAUACAACGUCGCGCGCCGAGGGCGAAGUUACAGAGCAUUCACAGGCAGACCCUAAGGCAGAACCCCCCCAAAACGGUACUCUGGCUCAAGGGACUGAUUCACAUGAAUCUGGGCCGAUUCAAAAAUUGAAGCUUGAACCCGCACAGCUGAGAUUGGAACAACUGGAAGCCGAAAAGCUAAAAUUGCAGCCACUCGCAGCAACGCAGGACACGGCGCCGAGCCGGGCAAAAAGGAGAAGACUCUCAAGGCGAGAUCGCAAUGCCACUCGCGAGUUGAGUAAAUCUCCGACGCCUCAUCUCAGCAGUUCAGAGGAACACGAUAACCGGAGCGAGCUCGCCGGAACGACUGCACAUAGUUUUGCUGACCAAGUCUCUGGGUUGUCGCUCAGGGAUGCUAUGAAUGGUGGCGCGAAGUCAGAAGCUACUCGCGCAAGGCCCGUAUUCAGAAAAGUACCUCAAAGGAAGGCCCACGUCGAAGCCCCAGCGGCAGUGCAACAAGCUGCGGAAGAAGUAAACCCGGUCGUGGAAGAAGUAAACCCGGUCGUGGAACCAGAAUCCGUGUCGGAGGUGGGUGAAGUCGGAGUCGAAGUGGAGGAACAGGCUCGAGUAGACCUGCAAUCGGUCCAGCUGACCGACUUGGAGGUGAAGCAACUUGAGCUUCCACAGCCUCCUGUUCCGUUUCUAGAAUAUGGCUUGGAUAGAGUGCUUUUCAAUCCUGGCAUCUAUCAGCUUCAGGACGCAGCAUCCCGGGUCUACAAUUUUGAUCCCUACCUGCAGAAGAUUAUGCCUGUGGAACAAUUCGACUUCAACUCACUCAAGGAAUAUAAGACCUCCUCUCAAGAUACUGCACUUGCUGAGGUUGCAAAGCAGGAGGGAACUCGCUAUGUUGGGUCCACAUCGAGUAUGACAAGCUCUCUCGCACAUUUCCACUAUCUUAUUUCCAACUGGCGACCGCUCAACCUGAACAUGUUGUCACAUGGGUACUUCGGCCCAAACACCAGAUCGCAGUACACCAAAAUCACCAAAGCUCCUAGCGCCAUUUUCUUGAGGUGGAAAAAUGGUUCCUAUGCUAUCGAUGCUGACAAAGAAUACGAUUCUCCUAACGUGUUGAUGCUACUCGGAAAAUCCAUGGAGUUGCUUUUGACCUUGCCAAAAGACGAAUAUGAGAAAUACCGCAAAAGUGACCCGCGAGAGGUGUCUGAAGUGCAGCGCACAGCUCCGGAAAGCUAUCAAUACUCUACGAUGGGUGACUUCUUGAUGCGAUCCCAGCUUGACGCUUAUGAUCCUCGCUUGCCCGGGAAUGGCACCUUCGAUCUCAAGACUCGUGCCGUGGUGAGCAUUCGAAUGUCGGCCAGAGAUCAUGAGAAGAUGACUGGAUAUGAGAUCUAUGGUGAUCAUGGAAGGUGGUGCUCGUACGAAAAGGAAUACCACGACAUGGCCCGAGCUACAAUGCUCAAGUACAUGCUUCAAGCUCGAAUGGGCCGCAUGAAUGGCAUAUUCGUGGCAUACCACAACGUCAAGCGCAUCUUUGGGUUUCAGUAUAUCCCCAUCUCGGAAAUGGACAAACUGCUGCACGGCCAGACCGAUCCCAGUCUCGGCGACCAAGAAUUCAAGGCAUCUUUGAGAAUUAUGAACGACUUGCUGAAUAAGGCCACAGCCCAGUAUCCCGAGCAGUCUUUGCGAAUACAUUUCGAGACCCAAGAGUCGCGCGGUGAUGAUGAUUCGCCCACACAUCUGCACAUGUUUGCAGAGCCGAUGACGGAAGAAGAGAUUGAUGGCAUACAGAACAAGAACAAGGAGAGGACUGCCGAAUACGAACGUACAGUCAUGGGCAAGGAGACAUCUUCAGCAACGAAUGCGAAGGAGAAAGCGGAAGGCGAAGGCGAGAAGGCUGCUUCUGAUGAAAGUGCAGCUACUGGCAAUGACCAAGACGAUGCCGGCGCUUAUGCUCGCCAACGUCUUUCUUCAUCAGACGCCCCAGCGGACCAGCCGUUUCUCGAACAAGUCAAAACUCUUCAGACAAGCGAGCUCAGGCCUCUCUUCUAUGCCACCGUAAUCGUACAGUCCCAAGUCAACGGAGCCAUCCCGGGGGAAGAUCGACCCAAGAAUCUGAAGGCUGACGACCAAUGGGAGCUCAAUUACCUGAUCAAAGACUACGACGUCACCAGCCACAUAUGGAGUUUGUAUAGUGAUAUGAAAGCUCGCAGAAGGGAAGCACUCUGGUUUGAAGAAGACGAGGGAGAGGUGGGCGAGGGACUUGAUGGCGAGGGCAAUCUUACUCCAAAGGUGGCAAAGCAGGAUGGAUAUCUGCAGUUUCUCGAGAGGUUGAGUAAAGAGGGUGACAUGCUCAGAGAGAAGAUAGACCUGGCGGAUCGAGAGAGUGGGAAAGACAAGGAUAUUGUGAGGGUCGAUGAUCCGCUGCCGAGUGUUCGGGAGAGCAUAUCUUCUGUUGAGGAUUAUAUGAGUUGGAUGUACAGGAGGGAGCAGAGGGAGUAAGCGGGCAAGUUGCUCGCUCGUUCCAUCACUUCUAUGACUCCUGUACAGUGUAUUAUGUAUUUUUGCAUAGCGCGGAGCGCAGGUGAGACGGGACAGUCUAGAGGCUUCGAUGAUGAGUAUCGCACGCCACUCCACGACACCAUUGUACAGCUAGGA